AUGCAUUUCGAAAUCGUCGCACUCGAAGCUCAACAUCAGCCCCUGUUUGAUACCCUCGACCUUCCCCUGGACACGACCUACACGCUCACGCGAUAUACAACAACAUCAACUCGCGACGAAUUGCACUCUCGCAUUCGCAAUGCGGAUGUCAUUAUUGUUACAACCGUGAAGCUCGACGCUGAAACGCUCAGCCACCAUGUCACGCCGCGAUUGCGUUACGUUAUUGUCUCCGCAACUGGCACGGACGGCGUCGACCUCCAUUCUUGCAAGGCUCGAGCGAUCCAUGUGUGCAACUGCCCAGGGGCGAAUCUGGAGACAGUGUCCGAGCACGCUAUCAGCCUCUACUUUGCAGCAAGACGCAGGACGGUUUUGCUAGAUCAGGUUACGCGUCGUCAGCCCAGUGAAUGGAAGCAGAGGGGUAGUGUCAACACGUAUCUGCGACUGCCGGAUAGCCAGCCACCGUUGUCUUGCGGAGAUGAAGUUCUCGGAAUUGUGGGCUAUGGAGGGAUUGGGAAACGUAUCGCGGCCAUCGGAAGCGCUCUGGGGAUGAAGGUACUCGUGGCAGCUCGUAGACCCUCCGCUGACCCCUCACUUGGACAUGCGCGGGAUGCGCUUCCAGCACCGAAUGCGGAAGAUGCGCGUGUGCCAUUCGACGAAGUCCUCCGACAAGCCACAGUCCUCGUUCUGUCCCUGCCACGAACUCCACAAACACUGAAUCUCCUGUCUACGGCGCAAUUCGACAUGAUGCACCCAUAUGCAGUUUUAAUCAACGUCGCCAGAGGUGGCAUUGUGGAUGAAGCAGCACUCGUGCAGGCUUUGCGAUCACAGCGCCUUGCUGGCUACGCCACUGAUGUAUAUCAGACAGAGCCGGCUGGAGGCUCAGACGAUACACCUCUUCUUGCGGAGGAUGCUACAGACUUGAACAUUACUUUGAGUCCACAUCUGGCAUGGUUUUCCCAGAGGACGAUCAAGAAUCUAGGCGACAUUCUGAAAGCUACAGUAGAGGCUGCACUCAAGGGUGAGACUAUAAAUGUAAUCGCCUGA
Molecule: messenger RNA, 1044 nt
Organism: Boeremia exigua
Lineage: Eukaryota; Fungi; Ascomycota; Dothideomycetes; Pleosporales; Didymellaceae
Product: D-isomer specific 2-hydroxyacid dehydrogenase
Exons: 2
Coding region: 1-1044 (347 amino acids)
Molecular function (GO): oxidoreductase activity, acting on the CH-OH group of donors, NAD or NADP as acceptor; NAD binding
Source: RefSeq, a predicted model, not a curated record